Messenger RNA from Rhinichthys klamathensis goyatoka, 1860 nucleotides. RefSeq names its product transmembrane protein 161A (gene tmem161a). Lineage: Eukaryota; Metazoa; Chordata; Actinopteri; Cypriniformes; Leuciscidae. Bases 104 to 1588 code for a protein of 494 amino acids. The record is from RefSeq and is a predicted model, not a curated record. The transcript has 12 exons.
AGCGAUUGUAGCAUACGUCAUCAAAAUACUCCUUCAGCUGUUCGAACACUCAAGUGUCACCACGAUGGGACAUAAACUCAUUCAUUAAACUCACCUAACGAAGAUGGCUCUGAUGGGGGUUCAGUUGGUGGUGAGCUUGCUGGCGGUCAGCAUAAUGCAAAGAAUGGCCCCACAUCUCUCCUUCGCACGCUGGCUCUUAUGUAACGGCAGCCUUUUCAGGUUCAAACAUCCAUCUGAAGGCGUAUUGUGCGCCCUCGCAGGGAAGCAGAUUCCUAAGAACAGCAGGCGAGACAGGAGACAAAAUGGACAUGGAGAAUCCAAGCCGCUCACAGUUCCGAAAGACAUCGACCUUCACUUGGAGAAUGCGCCUGUAAAUGUCUUGGAUGCACUUGUUUUGCGGUUCUUUGUGGAGUACCAGUGGCUGAUUGACUUUGCCGUCUAUGCGACCGGGAUCUACCUCUUCACCGAAGGCUACUGUAGUUUAGUGGAUGCCAGCAAGGAAGUCAAUAUCGCUUCCAUCUGGUGUGUGCUGACUGUUUUCUUCUGCCUGAGGACGCUGCAUCUUCUUAUGAGCCACUACUUCCGCUCUGAGGAGGGCGGCGAGCGCUCUGUGUGUCUUGCUUUCGGCUUCUUAUCUCUGCUUAUUGCCAUGCUGAUUCUUGUUGUGAGAGAAGACUACCUGGAGUUUGGCCUUGAGCCCGGAUUUACCAGUCUUUUUGACAAUUUCGAGGUCUUUGCCAAGCAGCAUGGCUAUGAGUGGUCAGUUCCCUUCACCAAACUGUCAGUGAAGUUGGGGCUGGCUGUCCUUUGUGCCUUCAUUGGAGCUCUCCUUGCAUUCCCUGGACUGCGAUUGGCCCAAACUCACCUAGACGCCGUUCAGAUGAACGCAGACCGUCCAAUCAUUCAGAUUCUUUUGCACAUGGGUUUUCUAUCGCCACUGGUCAUUCUUGUAAUGUGGAUUAAACCCAUUGCUCGAGACUUCCUAGAGAACGCCCCCAUGGGAAAGACCUCAGUUACCUUACUUUCUAGUUCUGCCUUUAACUCGGUACGUCUAUGGACCAUCGUGGUGCUGUGUGUUUUGAAGCUGCUGCUCACACGUUACCACCUGCAGGCCUACCUUAACCUCUCUCAGAAGUGGGUGGAGCAAAUGAAGAAAGAGGCGGGGCGUAUCGCUGCCAUUGACAUCCAGAGGAAGGUGACACGAGUUUUCUGCUACCUGACUGUGGUCACCCUCCAGUACCUUAUACCUAUUCUGCUUGUGCUUUUCUCAACUUUGGCACUCAAAUCUUUAGGUGACUUCUCGUGGGGCUUUGGAGCAGAGACUCCGGGUGUAACCCCUGCUCCCAUACUUCCAACCACCCCUCCACCAGCCCCAAGAGUGGAAGACGACGAGGACAUGGAGGACAUGGAGGAGGACGUCCAGGCCACCGUAGCCCACCUGAUCGAGCUGUUCUCUGCUUUACGUGGAGUCCUCACGCCUCUUUUCUUCAAGGGCAUCUUCGCCUUUCUCACAUGGUGGGUCGCGGCCUGUCAACUCAUUAGCAGCCUGUUCGGCAUCUAUUUCCACCAGUAUCUGAUGCACAACUGAAAAGUGCCCUAAAAACAAAGCUCUGUGCACUGAAUCCAAUCCUUCAAGGUACCGCAGUAUCAACACGGACAGUCAUGCGAACACAUCUGAUGCACCAGCAAAGAUGAAGGCUGGCCUUCGGAGCAAACGCUCAUGUUUGAACCCACUUUAUUUUGCCGGUACCUUGUGGAAAAUUUAGUUAGGUGCAAUCAAAGAAAAGAUGCUAGUUAGCUGUAUGCAUAAGCUGUUUUGAUUCUCAUCAGCUCUUCAACAGUCCGUCAAACACCAUGUUU